GCCUGAGCGCCUUCUCCCCAGCAAGAUUAUCUCAGCCUGGGCUGGGCGUCCUCCUCCACCCCGAGCCAUGGAAGCUGCUCUGCUCCUGAACGUGGAAGGGAUCAAGAAAACCAUUCUGCAUGGGGGCACGGGGGCGCUCCCAAACUUCAUCACUGGAUCCCAAGUGACCUUUCAUUUCCGCACCAUGAAAUGCGAUGAGGAGCGGACGGUGAUAGAUGACAGCAAGCAGGUGGGCCAGCCCAUGCACAUUGUCAUUGGGAAUAUGUUCAAGCUGGAGGUCUGGGAAACCCUGCUGACGUCCAUGCGGAUCAGAGAAGUGGCCGAGUUCUGGUGUGACACCAUCCACACGGGAGUGUACCCCAUCCUGUCCCGGAGUCUGCGUCAGAUGGCAGAGGGCAAGGACCCCACCGAGUGGCAUGUGCACACAUGCGGGCUGGCCAACAUGUUCGCCUACCACACACUGGGCUAUGAGGACCUGGACGAGCUGCAGAAGGAGCCGCAGCCUCUGAUCUUUGUGAUUGAGCUGCUGCAGGUGGAGGCCCCGAGCGAGUACCAGAGAGAGACCUGGAACCUGAGCAACACGGAGAAGAUGCAGGCAGUGCCCAUUCUGCAUGGAGAAGGAAACCGGCUCUUUAAGUUGGGCCGCUACGAGGAGGCCUCCACCAAGUAUCAGGAAGCCAUUGUCUGCCUGAGGAACCUGCAGACCAAGGAGAAGCCCUGGGAGGCGCAGUGGCUGAAGCUGGAAAAGAUGAUCAACACCCUCAUCCUCAACUACUGCCAGUGCCUCCUGAAGAGGGGCGAGUACUACGAGGUGCUGGAGCACACCAGUGACAUCCUUCGGCUGCACCCAGGCAUUGUGAAGGCCUACUAUGUGCGGGCCAGGGCUCACGCAGAGGUGUGGAACGAGGCGGAGGCUAAGGCGGACCUGGAGAAGGUGCUGGAGCUGGAGCCCUCCAUGAGGAAGGCGGUGCACAGGGAGCUGAGGCUGCUGGCGGGCCGCCUGGAGGAGAAGCGGGAGGAGGAGCGGCUUCGGUGCCGGAACAUGCUGGGCUAAGGCGCGUGCGCGGGGCCUUGCCGCCUGCCUCUUUGGCUUCCCGAUCCCUGGCUCCAACCAGGGCACCUACCACCUCACUGACCCCUCUGUGCCCAGCAGACAAGUGGGCACCCGGCAGCCAGCAGAUGGCCUGGCCAUUUCUGGCUCAGUUGGCUAGGAUUUUGGUGUCAUUUCUUAAAACUUAAAAUUAAUCCUUUAAAUCAAAAUAAUGCAUGCCCAUGGUAAACAAACAAAAAAACCCAAAGGGCACAGAAGAGCUUAUAAAUAAAAGUGAAGUUUCCUGCUCUAUAUCUUCCCUUCCAUUUUUAGCCCAGAGCCAGCAGUUGGACCCUGUUUUUUACUCUUUUAGUAGUUUAUCUCCAAAUAAUAUGUUUAAAUCACAAUUUCUCCCUGUGUCAUUUUUAGCCCAUGUCAACAAAAAAGGAGAAUUUAAUGCUUUGAUGCUUCAUUCCUUCCUUCCCCUUCUCUCAGUUUUGGGUAGUUAUAUUUUUGGUUCUUUGCUUGGUUGUUUUUUGUAACUUUAUCCACUUCAGCCAGAACUCUAUCAAAUCCCAUUGUCUGUCUUCUGUAUAGUAUGAGGGUGACAGCACUGGGACCCUCCUCCCCAACCCCCUCUUCCCUCCUACCUAGCAGCCUGAUGUACCUUCAUUUUUCCAUGAUCCCAGCUCUUAACAUCUAUGUUCUGUUUGUAACCAAAAUUCUGUCUUCUGUGCUUGGUCCAAAAGGUGACUCUAAAAUUCAAAAAUCAAUACAUGGCAUUUACAUGAAAUGGCCCUGUGAAUAUGUUUUCCCGAAGAGCCCCGCAGUGGGGCUGCGGUUGCGUUUCUUUUUCUGUGCUUCCAAAUUUAUGAUCCGGGGCCAUAGAUUGAGGAUAUCCUUCCAUUGGAAGUAGCAGCAGAUAUUUUAAUGGGGGAGUGUUUUAUUUUUUUCGUUUCUUCCUGCUUUUGCAGCACUAGGUGAUUUGAGGUUCAAGCCCUCCCACCAUGGAGGAAAGAAGGUUAAUUUUUGGUUGAUUCAGGCUUGUGUCUAGUGGGCACCUUGGUGGCCAGGUAUAUUGAGAGAGAACCAGGAGGAGGUUUUAUUUAUUUAUGUGUGCAAAUUUAUUUAAAGACUUUUUAUUAAAAUAUAGCUAACAUACAAUAUUAUAUUAGCUUCAGGUGUAUAUCAUAGUUGUUCAACAGUAACCACCUGAAACUGAGUUAUUACCAUAUUAUUGAUUAUAUUCCCUACGCUAAAGAAGCGAUCACCAUGGUAAGUCCAGCAACCACUGGACUC
Messenger RNA from Rhinolophus ferrumequinum (greater horseshoe bat), 2329 nucleotides. It is a transcript of the gene AIPL1, whose product is annotated as aryl hydrocarbon receptor interacting protein like 1. Gene Ontology annotation, molecular function: protein binding; peptidyl-prolyl cis-trans isomerase activity. The transcript has 6 exons. The coding region runs from base 68 to 1054 and encodes 328 amino acids. NCBI's taxonomy places the organism in Eukaryota, Metazoa, Chordata, Mammalia, Chiroptera, Rhinolophidae. The record is from RefSeq and is a predicted model, not a curated record.